Homalodisca vitripennis (glassy-winged sharpshooter) is the source of this 5217-nucleotide messenger RNA. RefSeq names its product exportin-6-A (gene ebo). The record is from RefSeq and is a predicted model, not a curated record. Lineage: Eukaryota; Metazoa; Arthropoda; Insecta; Hemiptera; Cicadellidae. The transcript has 16 exons. Bases 225 to 3119 code for a protein of 964 amino acids. Gene Ontology annotation, molecular function: nuclear export signal receptor activity. Gene Ontology annotation, biological process: protein export from nucleus.
GGGAAAUAAACACAACAAUUAACACUAUUGUUUAUAUAAAUUAAAUACUUGUCUUUAGGCCUUAUUUUUUGUAUAAUUAGAGGCAAAUACUAAUUAUCAUUGGAAAUAAAUUUGUGGUGGGCAUCAUGGAUCAAUAUGAAGACAGUAGGAGGGUUAAUCCUUGACAGUAGUAUACUGCUAUUGCUUUCACUUCAUUUUCAAGUUACUUAUGAUUAUCUGAAGUCAUGAUAACACUUUGGAGUGAAGUUUUCCCAUCUAAGGACGAUUGUAGAAGCUCGUUGGAGGCACUAGAGAAGCUGUUGAACGAGUUUUUCAGUCCUGGGACAUCUAACGACAGGCAGCGAGAGCUAGAAAAUGUCCUAAGUACAUUCUCUGGCCGACCUGAGUCAUGGCGGCUGUGUCUCCAGUUUCUCACGCUGACAAGCAACCAGUAUGUGGCUAUGUACUGUCUCGCCACCAUUGAGUCUGUGAUCACCAAGCGAUGGCUGGUGCUGAUGACGGAGGAAAAAUCCGAGCUGACAACGUUGUUGUACAAACACCUCUUGGCACGGCACGCAGAGUUCCCGCACUUCAUACGCAACAAACUACUGAAGCUGAUUGUUGACAUUGCGCGGUACGACUGGCCUCACUUCUACCCGGACUUCUUCAUGAAUAUUUGCAAAAUAAUACAAGAUCCACAGACCACAAUCCUGGGUCUCAGCUUCCUGCAGACAGCCUCCGAGGAGCUGAUAUGUCCACGGGAAGAUCUCAGUGUCUGUAGGAAAGAUGAGCUCAAACGUUUGUUCACUGCUCACAUUCCUAAUGUCUUUAAAAUUAUUUGUGAUGUGCUAGAGGGAGUGAAAGAUGGCCGCAGUAGUCAGGCGGUAGGUGCUGCAGCUCUACAAGCUGUCUGUCAUCUGUUCUCCUGGGUACCAUUGCAGUCGCAGGCUAGCCAUUCAGCUCUGUUGGCGCUCGUCUUUCACUUCACGUGCACUCCAGACAAUCUUGGUAUCUGUGCGCUCGCUGUGCUCAAUGAAGUGCUCUACAAGAACUGUGUGCCGCACUCACUGCUCCCCUCCGUGUUUGUCGUGUGCACCCAGAACCACCAACUGUUGCACCUGGUGCUGCAGCAAAGCGAUCUCUCCAACAUCGACGAGAACUACCUGAACAAACUGACGGAGAUGUCUCAUCUGUGCCUGUCCAAGCACUGGCACCGAAUUGAACAGAACCAUCUAUUCCCUGUCAACGACUUUCUUUACGCACUGUAUCAGUACACAUUCCGCCAGCCGACUGUGGCUAGCUACUACGCCUGCCUGGAUGUCUGGAACUCCCUCCUCGACUACUUGGCUGAUAAGGACGCAGUUCACAUCCAGAAGUAUGAGGAGUUUUCAACAGCACUAAUUGAAGCCAUCAUCAAAAAAAUGAGGACAGAACAAAACUUGGAUGACGAGAAAACGGAUGACGAUGAGGAGACAGAACGUCAAGUCUUCAUCAGGCACAAUAUAGAAGUUAUCGGGAAGAUUGGUGACAUUGUUCCAAUGACUACUUGUUCUAGAGUUGUGGAUGCUUGGCAGAAGUCGUGCGCAGUGUACUCCAAGUUGUUGUUCGCUACUGAGGUGCCGCAGCCUAGCCCCGAGCUGCGCCAGGGGCUCCUCGAGUGUGCCGCCCUCACCCAGACAGUCGGACACCUCCACAGCCACCUGGUCGGCACCAUGAACCUGUCCAUGAGCCUCAGCAGUCUGGCGGUGGCGGCCAGUCGAGCCAGUCUCCACAACAAGGUCACAGACCCAGAGCUUGUCCGGCUGUUCAUCGCUGUACACGCAGAGGUGAUAGCCACUGUUCCCACCUGGCUGAGUCCAGAACACCUGAACAACGCAGUGGAGGCGAGUCUCUUGCUACUGCAAGGCUCACACCCGGCCAAGCUGCAGUACUCGGCAGCAGCCCACCUCCUCGCUGCCCUCGCUAACAAGAAGUUCUCCCCACACCCCCUACCCAGCCUGCUGCCACUGUUCCAGGCCAACCUGUCCCAUCUCAGUGCUGAAACUCAGACGGUGGUGCAAAGCGCUCUCUGCAGUAUUCUGAUGACCUGCCCGCCCGACGUGCAGACUGAUGAUCAACGCCUGGAGCUCAUGCAAGGUCUCGUCAAGUCCAUGAUGCCGUCAGGAAUACAAGACCUUAAGCAAAUCACUACACUGCUGCUACACUGUAAGCCGGAGAACAAGAACGCAAAGAAGAUCCUCUACUCGGCCCUGCAACCUGUGCUGGAGAACGUGAUUUCGGAGUUUCCGCGCAGAAUGUCAACUGAGCCGCCACUGUGUGACUCCAUGCUCGGCUUCUUCCUGGAGGCUUUCCGUGCACUGCAGGAACACAUUGGAGCUGACAUGACUCAGCGGGCUGUUGAAACAUUCAUCAACGCCUUCCGCAGUGUGGACCUGAUCACACAGGAGUGUGGUGUGGACAAGUUACUGCAACUGUUGGUGCUCAUUGUGCAGCAGGCCUCAGGGGUGUUCAAGCAGUUCAUCCCCUCCUGUGUAACCCUCUGCCUGGACCACAUCUACCCAGCAAUAUACAACAGCCCCAAUUCCAACAUCAAGCCAUGCCUCUUCCACUUGCUCUCCAGUAUUCUACUCCACAAGUGGCAGUACUUCUACAUGGGCACGGUGGCGGACGGGGAGCCCGAGCUGCAGAACGGACACCAGUUGGCUGCGAUCCUGCAGGCAUUCGGCGAGUCUCUCAUGCAGAACGACAUCACACUGUUCUCGCAGAACUUGCAGGCACUGGAAAUACUGAACCUGCAAUGGAAAUUGUACCAGAGGGAGCUGUUCCGGACCCAGUUCCUGCCGGAAUACUUGACUCUCCUCCUGAACACUCUUAUCCUGAAGACGCAUGCUCUCAGGGCUGACGAGAUAGCCACAGCCAUAUUCAAUAUGGCCUCUGUGGACUUUGAAACCUUCUACUUGUUCUUCCUGCCCCACUUCCUGGACCAUACCACAGGAUUGGACAGCAACCAGCGGAUGGUACUGCGGCGCAACAUGAAAGCAGAUCAGGAUUUACCAACGUUUAUUCAGAAUGUCCACCGCCUGGCCAACGACAUCCGCUGCUAUCGACUCUGCAAUGGUACCAACCCGCAAGCAUCGUGAUCUUCUGUGAUAUCUCAGUAAAUGUGCCAUCUCAAUGCGUUUUAUUUUUUAAAUAUAUUUUGUUUAGUUUAAGGUACUUAGAUGUAAUUUAAGUUUUUUAAUGCUGUAUUUUCUAUAAUUGUUUUCUGAUAUAGGUACUUUGUUCCGUACAAUGUUAUUUAUAUUUUAUAAAUUUAUAUUUAUUAUUGUUUUAUGCUUUUGUGCAUUUCCUGUUUGAACAUUUUUAUUUCCUGUUAAAAUUUGUAUCAGUUGUUUUCAUUUUUUUAAAUUAGACUUACAAUUUAUUGGUCUAUUGUUUCAGAGCGUACUCAAAAGGUUAUCUAGAAUAAAUAUGAAAAAUAAAAGUAUUUAUUGUAAGUAAUAGUUAAAUCAAGAGUGUAAUCAAAUCAAACAUUUUUGUCUUGAUUCAAUAUGUAAAUUAUUGCUUGUGGUUGUUUUGUAUUUGUGUAUUUUUAAAUUAUAAAAUCAAGACAAAAUAUUAUAUUUACAGUGUAAAGUAAGACAUUGUUUAAAAAAUUUUAUAAAAAGAAACAACCACAUGUAUUAGUUAUUAAAGGUUCUUGAGCUAGCAUUUAAAAAUGUUUUAAUUUCACCCUGAUGGUGCAGUGUAGAAUCUUGAUAGUAUUGAAAUUAUUGUUUACUUAAUUAUAUUUAUUACAUAAUUUUCUAUCUUCUUAUCGUACUAAAUUAAGCGUCAACACAAUGAUGAAUUCCAAAAUUGCAACUUCACUGCCGUAUGUUUAUUUAAUGUUGUAAUUUCAUGACUCAAUUUUCCUUAGUUAUGAUAGAAGUAUAAUCUUGUAAUUAAUUGUUAUUAGUUUAAUUGCAUUCAAUAAAGUAUUAGUCAUUUAGGCACAUGGAUUGUUUUAGACUGAUUAACACAUUCAUUGCUCAGCGAGUUAGUAUGGCCGUUCCUUCAGAGCUGAUGGUGUUCUUUGCACGGAUAUAUCAGCGCACCUUGUGCAUAAAGGAUUGUACUACCUACAAAAAUUUUAAUUAUUAUUUUACACUUAGGAUUUAAAAGUUACGUACAAAUGUUCAGGUGGGAUGAGUCAGGAUAAUCAAACAUAAUGCUACUGAGAAAUCAUGCAAAGAGUAAAUAUGCAGAAAUGCAUCAACAGCAUCCUUGUCAACCAAAAUGAAAUAAAAAGAUUACUUUGCGGUUUGGAGUAUCAAAUCAAUCUAGACAUCGAAAAUAACUAUUAUUUAGAGUCUAAAACCUAAUGUACAUGCAUUAAAAUUUAUCAACCUAGCAUAAGAACACGGCUUAAUGAAAGGGGCUACUUGAAAACUGGACAACGCACAAAGUUAUACUGCAUCCAAUACUGUGUAAUCACAUCAAGUUCUCAUCAGUGCUACGAGUAAUAAAAAAGUUCAUCAAUGAUGCUUAAAAAAUUGAAAUGCGACAUUGGAUCAGGAGUGUUGGGUAUCUGACUCGUUGCAGUGAGUGUGUUAAGAUAAUAUUGUGAAACACUAUUUUGUUAGAGUUUUCGCAAUAGUGAGUCAAAAUUUUGUGUUUUAUAUUAUGAUUCCUAGGAGGAUGCUUUAGUUACUGGACGUGAGAUAAGUAAAGAAACUGAUAGACAGAUUCACCAGUCCAUAAUCAAGAUUAUAAUGAAAUUUCUGCUACACUCGGUUGUUACAGCAGAUGUUAGUUUAGUCUAUAUAAGUUUUUCCAAGAACAUUUCUUUCAAUAUCUCAAGCUAUAUGUAUAUUGUGAAAAAGUAAUGUUAGAAUUUUAACCGUUUAAAGUAACAAUCAAUGAUAAAGUGAGUUUGCCAAAACAAACUACAGUUUGAGUGAUGAUAGGUUUAAAAUUUUCAUUUUAAACUUGUGGCUGGUAUCUCUCUGAGAGAUCGCUGCAAGAGGGGAAUCUCCUUCCACAACCGAUUACUUCCCCCUCAUCCUCAUAUUCGGUUUCUUCACUUACCUCAAGUCCAGUACAAAAAUAUUGUAUUUUUUAUGUAAGUUAAUUGAGUUAAAGUGUGAAUAAUUUUGGUAUAAUUAUCUAACAUGUAUUAUUAGAAGCUCUGAUUUAAUUAUCUGAAAUCAGUUUAAGCAUUCACAACUAGCAAACUUGAUUAAACAAAAGAAUUAA